This is a messenger RNA of Trichomycterus rosablanca, 2843 nucleotides long. RefSeq names its product X-ray repair complementing defective repair in Chinese hamster cells 1 (gene xrcc1). Bases 302 to 2107 code for a protein of 601 amino acids. Gene Ontology annotation, cellular component: nucleus. Gene Ontology annotation, biological process: double-strand break repair via nonhomologous end joining; single strand break repair; base-excision repair. Gene Ontology annotation, molecular function: damaged DNA binding. The transcript has 18 exons. Lineage: Eukaryota; Metazoa; Chordata; Actinopteri; Siluriformes; Trichomycteridae. The record is from RefSeq and is a predicted model, not a curated record.
GGGUGGCGAGUGAUUAUUGACAUACUGAACGGACAACACAAGAAACCGUAGAAGCAGAUUUAUCACUCUCCUGCGCGGCAUUUUUUCCCCACCUUUUUUCGUAAAAUCCCGCCUCCUCUAUUGUGAUUGGCUGAGAAGUCACACCUACGAACUUUCCACCAAUCGUGUUGCGAGAAUUUGUGACUGACAGGCCGCAUGAGUCCUACUGUGUGAGGGCGGGAUCUGAGUCAAUAGGGGUGGAAAAACAAGUAAACACCACACCGGAGACGGAUGAGUUUGGAGAGACGGAGGUGACGCCAUCAUGCCGGAGAUCACGCUGAAACACGUGGUGUCCUGCAGCAGUGAGGAUACGACUCAUAAAGCUGCUAAUCUGCUGAGCUCAGACACCUACAGGAAGUGGAAAUCAGCUCGAGCUGGAGAGAAACAAACCUCCAUCAUCCUACAGUUUGAGAAGGAGGAGCAGGUGCACAGUAUCGAUAUCGGGAACGAGGGAUCAGCCUUCAUCGAAGUUCUAGUUGGACACUCCACGUCUGUGAAGGACCAGGAUUUUGAGGUGUUACUGGUGACAUCAUCGUUCAUGUCUCCCUCUGAGAGCCGGGGGGGCACCAACACCAACCGCGUCAGGUUCUUCGGCCCCCAGCAGCUGGUCAGGGCCACGGCCCAGGAGAAGUGGGACCGGGUGAAGAUCGUCUGUUCACAACCCUACAACAAGAACAUAGCGUACGGAGUGGCCUUCAUCAAGUUCCACUCUCCACCUGAUAGCAGCUCUCCACCUACUGCUACACCUCCUAAGUUGACUAAACUGGGUCAGUUCAGAGUGAAGGAAGAUUCUCCAUCUACUGGCUCGAACCUGCAGCCGGGCAGCCUGUUCUUCAACAGAGACAGUAAAGAGAGCCCAGGAGUGAAGGUUUCUCCUCAAAAUCCCAAACUGAGCUACGCUGCUGCUGCACUACAGACAGAACCAUCAACCUCAAGCCCCGCCCCCUCCAGCUCACCAAAGGCGGGCGUGGCCGUGAAGAGGAAGUUUGAGUUCAGCAAAGAGCGACAGGACACUCCUGCACCUCCUGCUAAAAAACACACCGCCUCCCCCCAAUCAGGACCCCCCAAAACCCCUCCACAGAGAACCUCCUCCAGCACGCCGUCCAGUAAAGCAGCAUCUUCCCAACUGAAGCCCUCUGUGAAGCCCCGCCCCCCACGGCCCUCAGAACCAAUCGCGUUUAACCGCAUCAUGGACGGUGUGGUGUUUGUGCUGAGUGGAUUCCAGAACCCGUUCCGUGCUGAACUCCGGGAUAAAGCUCUGUCCAUGGGGGCCCGGUACCGGCAGGACUGGACCCCCGACUCCACCCACCUCAUCUGUGCGUUCUCUAACACACCUAAGUACACCCAGGUGAAGGCGGCGGGGGGGAUGAUAGUGCAUAAGGAGUGGGUGCUGGACUGCUGUAAGAGGAAACAGAAGAUCUCCUACAGGAGGUAUUUGAUAGAUGGAGCAGAGUCCAGUUCUUCAUCGGAGGAGGAGGAGGGGAGCAAUGCUGAGGAGGAGAAAGGUUCGGUGAAGAGACCCGGCGCCAGCAGGAACGUUCCGGUGAAGAAGGAGAAGAGUGAGGAACGCACGGAUGAACAAGAUGAAGAACGUGAUGAUGAUGAUGAUGAGUCUGGGAUGGACACUGAAGAUGAGCUCAGAAGGCUGGAGACAGAGAGGAAGAAGAUGAAGGAGCAGGAGACGGUGGGUGGAGGAGGACAGGUGGAGGAUGAAGAUGAUCCGUAUGGUGGAUCUACAGAUGAGAACACUGAUGCUGAGGAGGAGGAAGAUAAAGCCAUACCUGAACUACCAGAUUUUUUGGCGGGUAAAAACUUUUACCUGUACGGUAAAUUCCCCGACAACCAGAGACGCCUGCUGCAGCGCUACAUCAUCGCCUUCAACGGUGCUCUAGAGGACUACAUGAAUGAGAAGGUCCAGUUUGUGAUCACCAGUCAGGGCUGGGACGAUUCCUUUGAGGACGCUCUGAUGGAGAACGAGAAGUUGAGUUUUGUGAAGCCGUCCUGGAUUUUUGCCAUCAAUGAUCGACAGAAGAUGUUACCAUACCAACCUCACACUGUAGUACCCUAACCUCACCCCACCCACCACUAAUACUCCCCUACCAACCUCACACUGUAGUACCCUAACCUCACCCCACCCACCACUAAUACUCCCCUACCAACCUCACACUGUAGUACCCUAACCUCACCCCACCCACCACUAAUACUCCCCUACCAACCCUACACUGUAGUACCCUAACCUCACCCCACCCACCACUAAUACUCCCCUACCAACCUCACACUGUAGUACCCUAACCUCACCCCACCCACCACUAAUACUCCCCUACCAACCCUACACUGUAGUACCCUAACCUCACCCCACCCACCACUAAUACUCCCCUACCAACCCUACACUGAAGUACCCUUCCCUCACCCCCCACCCUUAAUGCUCCCAUAUUCUCAAAAUAUCGUAAGAUAUGGACGUCCUGUUCGCCCUCGUCUCCGCCUCAGACGGCUGAUGUAGGCGUGUGAUGACUGCUGGUGUUUCUCAGGAGUCAAUCCUGAAACCUUCACACUGAUGAAUGGACCCGUGUGCAGAGCUUCAGUCCAGCGCAGCAGCUGAUCUCUGAUUGGCUGAUCUCAGUUUGUUUGUGGGUGAUUGUUGUGAAGGUGUUAAACUGAUGCUCAGUGUAAAUAGUUCCUGUGUCAUUUCAUUUAUUCGUUUAUUCUUAAUAAAAUCAUUCAGGAUUUCAAACCUGUACUUUUGUUUCUCUCUUAAACUUCUUUAGUUUUAGUUUUUUUCUCUCAUAAUAAAAAUGUAAAACACA